UAUCUUUUUUGACAGUUAUAAACAAUCACCGGUGAUAAUAAAAUUGUGUAAUUUUAUUGAUUAAUAAAUGAGUACAAACCUUAAGCCACAAUAAAACACGUUAAUAAUGAUUAUAAAAAAAGUUUUUAGGUUAUUUUCCCUCAACAAAUCCAUUAAGCUUUUAAACACCAAUAUUUAUACCCGAACACUGCAUAAUAAGAUUAUUUUAAACGAAAAAAAUUUCAAAGCGAAAAAAGGAGUGUAUUUAAUCGACGAAAAUGAUGAAAUUCCUCAAGAAAUGGUUAAAAAUUACAAUAAAUACACAGAAAGGACUUGUUCUUGUGGGGAAUUAAGGAUUGAAAACGUUGGUGAAAGAGUUAUUUUAUGUGGUUGGGUUGAAUAUCAGCGUAUGAAAAAGUUUGUUGUUCUUAGGGAUGGAUAUGGGCACACUCAAAUUAUUAUUAAAGACACAGCAGAGGAUUUACAAGAUUUAUUUGAAUCAUUACCAUAUGAAUCAAUUGUUAAAGUUGAAGGAAUUGUAAUAAAAAGACCCCAAGAUAUGAUAAAUAAAAAUCAAGAAACGGGUGAAAUCGAGGUUUUAAUCGAUAAGGCAAUUAUUUUAAACAAGUCGAAAGAUAAUUUACCGUUUAAUAUUCGCGAGUUUCAAAAAGCCAAAGAAUCCCUUCGAAUGCAAUAUCGUUACUUGGACUUGAGAUUUCAUGAAAUGCAAAGAAAUUUACGUGUUCGUUCCGAAAUAUUAAUGAAAAUGCGAGAAUUUUUAAUCAACAAAGUUGGAUUUGUUGAAAUUGAAACUCCAACGUUAUUUAAAGCCACUCCAGGUGGAGCUCAAGAAUUUGUUGUUCCAACGAGAUUUCCCGGACAAUUUUAUUCACUUGUUCAAAGCCCCCAACAAUUUAAACAAAUGUUAAUGGCUGGAGCUGUUGAUCGUUAUUUCCAGGUAGCUAGGUGUUAUCGGGAUGAAGGUUCCAGACCAGAUCGACAACCGGAAUUUACUCAAUUAGACCUUGAAAUGUCUUUCACAGACUCGGAAGGUGUUAUGUCUGUUAUCGAAGAUUUAUUUCAACAUUGUUGGCCUAAUUUCUUAUCGACUUUACCAAGAGCGUUUCGAAGAAUCACCUAUAAAGAUGCCAUGGAACGAUUUGGAACUGAUAAGCCGGAUAUAAGGUUUGGAUAUGAAUUGAAGAAUUGUACGGAAGUUUUAAACGCCAACAUUAAGUAUCGCUCACCGAAUAUGCACUCAUUUUGCUUGGUUUUUCCUGGACAAUUAAAUAUUUUUACGAAAUCGCAAAAAGAAAAGUUUGCAGAUCUCGCGAAAGGUUAUCGCGACGUGAAAUUUGUGCAAAAUAAAGUUGCGAAUAAGGAUGAAUGGAUUGAGAAAAUGUCGAAUUUAUUGAGUACUGAGGUUGCGACCACUUUUUAUAAUCGAUACUUUUUAGAUGAUGAAAGUGUUGUGUUUUUGGUGUAUGGACCAAAAAAGGCAGCGGUAUCAUUACUUGGAAAGAUUCGUUUGGAUUAUGUAAAUGCUUUGGAAGAAAAAGGUCACAAAAUUCGUAAACAAGGAAUGCAUAUGUUGUGGGUUUACGACUUUCCUCUUUUCGAAGAAGGUGAAACAGAAAAUAGUUUGAAUUGCGUUCAUCACCCCUUUACAGCGCCACAUCCAGAAGAUAUUGAUUUACUGCAAACUAAUCCAUUAGAAGUUAGGUCACUUGCAUAUGAUUUGGUAUUAAAUGGUAACGAAAUUGGUGGUGGAUCAAUUCGCAUCCAUAACUCACAACUCCAACAAGAUAUCUUUACCAUGCUAAAUAUCAACCCAGAUUCAUUAAAGCAUAUUAUUGAGAUGUUGGGAUCUGGGUGUCCACCUCAUGGUGGAAUCGCCCUCGGUUUGGAUCGAUUUUUAGCCACUAUUUUAAACGUAACCAGUAUUCGUGAUGUUAUUGCCUUUCCAAAGACUUUUGAGGGGCGCGAUCCUUUAUCGGGGGCUCCAUCUUCUAUCAGUGAUGAGGAUAAACGUAUUUAUCACAUUAAAAGUAUAGAUAAUUAAAAAAUAAUAAUUAGGAACCAAUUUAAUAAGUGCACUUUUAAAAUGUCAUUCGUACAAAUAUUGUGAGGAUUUUUUUAAGAUUAGACUCAAAAUAUAAACAAAUAAGAUUAUAAAAGAUGUGAAGUUUAUUUUUAAAAUUGGGAGGCUUUUGGCAGUUAUUUAACAGCAAAUUCGGAGUUGUCUGAUUGAAAAGCACAUGAAGUAAUAAUUAAAAGUAAUAAUUAUUCCUAACUACAAA
Messenger RNA from Onthophagus taurus, 2279 nucleotides. It is a transcript of the gene AspRS-m, whose product is annotated as Aspartyl-tRNA synthetase, mitochondrial. Gene Ontology annotation, biological process: aspartyl-tRNA aminoacylation. The record is from RefSeq and is a predicted model, not a curated record. Gene Ontology annotation, molecular function: ATP binding; aspartate-tRNA ligase activity; nucleic acid binding. Lineage: Eukaryota; Metazoa; Arthropoda; Insecta; Coleoptera; Scarabaeidae. Gene Ontology annotation, cellular component: mitochondrion; cytoplasm.